Vitis riparia (riverbank grape) is the source of this 1508-nucleotide messenger RNA. RefSeq lists its product as uncharacterized. Gene Ontology annotation, molecular function: protein binding. The coding region runs from base 189 to 851 and encodes 220 amino acids. The transcript is spliced from 2 exons. Lineage: Eukaryota; Viridiplantae; Streptophyta; Magnoliopsida; Vitales; Vitaceae. The record is from RefSeq and is a predicted model, not a curated record.
CCUUGCUGCAUGACUCUUGCAAUCCAAAGAAGGAGAAUUUUGGUGUCCUAAACUAGGCCAUCUCUCUGUUCCCUCAGUUUCCUCACUUGGGUUUCUCUUCUCUUCUUCUUUCUCAAUUGCCUUCUCUUGCUAUUUGCUGCUUGAUCUUCCCAAAUAUCGACACAAUUGCUUGGAGAUCGACGGAUAGGAUGAUGAAGGAGUUCAUGCAACAAGAGAUUGAUCACAUGAAGGAAGAGAAUUCGGAGAAGAGCCAGCAGUUUUGGAGGAUAAUGGAAUUCCCUGAGCUCUCUUUGGCUCCAUCCCCUCGUCACGUGGUUGACAAAAGCACCAAUAGCUCAUCUUCCGAAUCGGAAACCAAUUACCCUUCUAAAAAGAGGAAGUUUUCAGAUCAUCUGUUCGAUAGGAGUGACCCCAUGAUUCAAACUAGUGUUGAUCUUCAACUCAAAGACCCCUUGCCAUUGGAUUGGGAGCAAUGCCUUGAUCUUGAAUCAGGGAGAAUGUAUUAUCUCAACAGAAAGACCUUGAGAAAGAGCUGGAACUGCCCAAAGGAUCAUAAUCAGCAGAAGCUAGACCUUGAGCUCAACAUCUCAACACUCUCAAAUUGUCCUGAAAAAUGCAGCAGCUUUGACUCCCAAAGGCUUCAAGAUCACUCCAAGAAGCACCAACACUGCUCCUCAAGCAGCAACAUGGUGGCUUUGGCAUGCUUGAAUUGCCAUCUCUUAGUCAUACUCUCCAAGUCCUCCCCAUCUUGCCCCAACUGCAAGUAUGUCCACUCCCUCCCUACCCAACAAAUCCCAACCUCAAAAGCCCCUCCCAUCAAGUCCUUGGACACCCUAAGCCUCUUGAAUUAGUCAUCAUCCUCAACCAGAAAACAAAUAUAGAAAAACCCUCAAAAAAAAAGAAAAAAAAGAAAAGAGAGAAAAAGAAAAAAGACCUCUGGAGGCAUAUGGGAUCAAGCCAAUCCUUUGAUGUCCCUAUCUUAUGUUUGUUUUCAAUGAUGAUGUAUCUAAAUGAUCAGUAAAUAUAAUUUAUGCAAAGCUUUCCCCCUUCAAUUUACUUGUCUUCUGAUCAUAUCUACAACUUUGGAUGGAAUUCAUCUAUACAUACCGAAAAAUGACUGAACAUACAUGGAUGUGUGGAUCAUAUAUAUGGGAGUACUAAAAGUGAACUGAAAUUCAGAUAGAUUAUGCAUGACUAGUAUAUUUACAAAGCUAGCUCAUCCUGGCUUGCAUGCUCAAUGGUAUAGUUUUGGGGUCUGAAGGAGCGGUACAGUUGCUUAAUGAUGGGACUGAAGCUCAUAUUUUUCACAGAUUUUGGAUCUACGGUCACCUUUUCAAGACAAAAUCAAUGCGAGGGAAACUUGGCUGACAUUAGCAUAGAGUUUGUUCAGUUUCCAAUGCAGAAGUUGUGUAGGUGCUACCCAUGGCUGAAGUGUCUCCAACUCAUUGGGUCAGCUUUGGGAUCUGUGUGAUUUGGAUAUUAUGUUUGCAAGAAUUAUAUCUCCAUUC